Molecule: messenger RNA, 2234 nt
Organism: Pleuronectes platessa (European plaice)
Lineage: Eukaryota; Metazoa; Chordata; Actinopteri; Pleuronectiformes; Pleuronectidae
Gene: ccny
Product: cyclin Y
Exons: 12
Coding region: 572-1675 (367 amino acids)
Biological process (GO): regulation of cyclin-dependent protein serine/threonine kinase activity; regulation of canonical Wnt signaling pathway
Cellular component (GO): plasma membrane; cytoplasmic cyclin-dependent protein kinase holoenzyme complex
Molecular function (GO): cyclin-dependent protein serine/threonine kinase activator activity; protein kinase binding; RNA binding
Source: RefSeq, a predicted model, not a curated record
UCAACUUUUGGUGAAAGUCCGACGUUACGUGUGGGCCCUGAACGCAGCAGGGCAGCGGAUGUAGCAGCAGUCUUUUCCAGCAGAACCCAGCCAUGUAGCUGAGGAGAAGGUUUCUGCUGCUGACUCUGAAACAGCAUAUCCUCUCAUCCUCCCGUGUCUCUGUGAGCUCGCCGUACAGCCAGCAUGUGUCUGUGAGGAGGAACCGGAGCCGAGCAUCGGAGCUACACGGCGGGGGAGUCGACACACAGACCGACGCCUGAUACCUGCCCUCGCUGGAGAUUUGGAAGGGGACGCUCGGGUGGGCUCCUCCACUUAUUAGCCGAAGCCUGACGUUGUAUCUCCCCGGUUGUUUUUUUAGAAUAAUGACUCCAUCUUGGAGCACGGAGCUGGGCAGGUAACGCUCGCGGACACCGGGCACGGGGGGACAGCAGCUCGUCGUCCGCAGCAGCUCCGUGUGUUACCGUGUUACCGCCCCGUUUUUUACGCUCUCGAUAGCGGCGCUAGCGGCGCAGCCACCCCGGGGGCUUGAAGACAACACUGCCGGCUGAGGAGGAGCACAGCCGCCGCCGCCAUGGGGAACACCACCUCCUGCUGCGUGUCGUCCAGCCCCAAACACCGGAGGAACAACCACUCCAGGCUGGAGUCGUACCGGCCGGAGCCCGAGCUGAGCCGAGAGGACACGGGCUGCAACCUCCAGCACAUCAGCGACCGGGAGAACAACGAUGAUCUGCCAAUGGAGUAUAAUCCCUCAGAUCAUCCCCGGGCCAGUACCAUCUUCCUCAGCAAGUCACAAACUGAUGUUGCUGUGGCCAACAAAAGAGGUAAGCAUGACUGUGUCUGGUCUCAGCAGACAGUCCGAGAAAAACGGAAGAGCCUUUACAUCAACCACUUCACACACAUUUCGGAAAGCAAGCAUAACCAAGGACCUGUGAGACGAAAGUACAGCUCGUGUUCCACCAUAUUCCUGGACGAGAGUACCGUCAGUCAACCCAACCUCAAAAACACCAUCAAAUGUGUAUCCCUUGCAAUAUACUACCACAUAAAGAACAGAGAAGCCGACGGAAGAAUGGUGUUAGACAUUUUCGACGAGAGACUGCAUCCGCUCUCGAAGUCUGAGAUUCCUGCCGAUUAUGAAAAACACGACCCGGAGCAGAAGCAGAUCUACCGCUUCGUCAGGACGCUGUUCAGCGCCGCACAGCUCACCGCUGAGUGUGCCAUCGUCACACUGGUGUACCUGGAGAGGCUCCUGACCUACGCUGAGAUCGACAUUGGUCCUGCCAACUGGAAGCGCAUCGUGCUGGGAGCCAUCCUCCUGGCGUCCAAGGUGUGGGACGAUCAGGCCGUGUGGAACGUAGACUACUGCCAAAUUCUCAAGGAUAUCACGGUGGAGGACAUGAAUGAGCUGGAGCGUCAGUUCCUGGAGCUGCUGCAGUUCAACAUCAACGUGCCGUCCAGCGUCUACGCCAAGUACUACUUCGAUCUCCGCUCGCUCGCUGAGGCCAACAACCUCAGUUGCCCCCUUGAGCCCCUCAGCAGGGAAAAGGCCCAGAAACUGGAGGCCAUCGCACGUUUAUGUGACGACAUAUACAAGAACUUAAGGAAACACACCAAGAAGCGGUCAGUGAGCGCAGACAACCUGGUGGUGGUGCGCUGGUGUCCGGCCAUCGUUUCCUAACACUGGCUGCCGGCAGCGUGCGGCGGAGGAGCACAUAGACCUGUCACACGUACUCUGAUCUCAGCCUGGUCAGCAGGCAAACCAGGUGGGCAGCAGUCCUGUGGACCAGUGUCUUGAAUACAAACACACAAGCACACACUUACACACACACACACACACAAUCUGGCACUUUUACAAGUGUGAUUGCGCCCUCCCUGGGUCGUUGUACAUAAAACAAGUCCCACUGGCUGCCUGCACUGAACCAAACGGAGCUGAGCUGAACCAAACUGAAGUGUGUGUUUGUGUGACUGAGAGCUGUUGCAAUGAAAACCUGGACUGCAGAAAAGAAGAGGCGGCCAAAUGGAAACAUAGAGUGUGUGAAGCUGGUAGAAGAAAAAAUAGGAACAAAGUGUAAAGUGGCAGCGGCAACAGCGUUUCAUAAUUCUCUUUGAGGCUCAACUGUUUUAUACGGUUGAUUGACAAGGUCCAUGAACAUUCCUUUCUUUUUAAUAUUUUGCCUCAGUCUGUUUCUUGAUGGCUUUCAGGCACAUCUAAAACUUAAAAUUCUCAUUUCCUCACU